AUGAAUUUCGCAGCACAGAUCUUUGCUAACUUUGUGAGCGACGGUUUGCAGACACAGGAGACACGGAUAAGCUUUAAUGACAACGAGGAAUAUGAUCCCUUCUGGCAGAGGUGGGAAACCGUAGCGUGUACAUCUGAAACCCUUAGAGAGUCGUCCCAGUGUCCUCCUGAGAGACGUGAUGUGAAUGGUGUGGAGUUUCACCAGCAUGUAGCGGUUCCUCUGUGUUCUCCUUCCCAUCCCGUGGUUCCUCCAUCCACUGAUUCACACUCACCUUCCCGUAAAACCCUAGAGACGCCCAAACCUGGACCAGAACUCACACGGAGACACCAGGCUUCAUCCCCAUCACACAUGGACAAACCCUCAGAAGAUCCCUCUCCUAGAAAACCUAGCAGGUCUCAAGCUGGAGCUGCAACGAGGGUUGAUGCUCCUCAACCCGCUUCUAAAGCUCCCGGUCCUUCUCCUGUAGAACCAGCAGAACCGUCCUCAUCCGUAGCUCUCCCUCCGUUCCCGCAGCUCACAGAGAACGCCACUCUCCUGUCGCUCCUCCAAGCUUUAGUCUACAUCCUCCUCAGACUCUUCCUCACCUUCAUCCUCCUCUUCCUGCCACGUGCGGAGCAGCGCCGAGGAUCCUCUAAACCCGACUGCUCCUUCCACAGCGGCCCGUGUGUUAAAGACGGCCACAUCGGGAACGGACGCCCGGGCCGCCGCUCCACACUCAUCUGCCCGGAACGCCUGAAGGACUUCGGAGCCGAGGAGUACCUCAAUGGAGACGUGAAGGUGUUCGAGAGCAGUGUUUCAGAACCGCCGGAGGUCCAGUUAAUGUCCACACCUAAACCAGCCGUGAAGAAGAGCAGCGAGAACAAGACUACAGCUAAACAUCCUCCUGAACAUCUGCGCUUCCAGGACAUCAGCGCCGCUGCCUUCAGACUACAGCAGGCUGGGAUUCAGAAAACACCCUGCACGUACUCCAGACUGUCCAAACACUACGGCAUGGAGAUCUUCCUGAAGAAGGAGCUCCUGCACUACACAGGUUCAGUGAAGGAGAGAGGAGCGCUGUACCUGCUGUCCUCCCUCACACAGGAUCAGCAGAGGAAGGGUGUGAUCGUGGCCACUGACUCCAGCUUCUCGAGGGCCGUGGCGUUUCACGCGGUGGAGCUGAGGAUCCCGGUGUUCGUCAUCAUGCCGGCGUACAGCUCUCCUCCUCGUCUGCGCACGUACAGAGACUACGGUGCGAUGGUUAUUUCCUUCGGCAGCACGGCACGAGACUCCAUCAACCACGCCAGACACCUGGCCAAAGAGAACGGAUACCUGUGUCUGGAGGAGGACGACAGCGCUGUGUAUCUGGCAGGUCUGGGAUCAGUGGGUCUGGAGAUCUACGAGCAGGUGCCCAAGCUGGACGCGGUCAUCGUUCCUGCAGGUGGACACUGUGGGCUCCUGGUGGGGACCGCAGCUGCCAUCAAACACCUGAACCCUCGCAUCUCUGUCAUAGGUGUAGAACCGGAGGAGUUUCCUCUUCUGCUGCAGUCGCUCAAAACAGACGCUCCCAUUAAAGACCUCUCCUGCAACCCCAACGAGAAACUCUACAGAGAUCUGCUGGAUCACUCUCUGGGCACACACUGCUUCCAGCUGGCCAAGAAAACCGUGGACAAAGUCAUCUCUGUCAGGGAGGCGGACGCUCUGGUGGCCAUGCUGCGCUUCCAGGAGUACGAGCGCUCGACCGUGGACACAGAAGGAGCUCUGGGUUUGGCCGCAAUCUUAGCUGGACAUCUGCCAGAGCUGAAAGGCAAAAGGGUGGCUGUGGUGGUCAGCAGUGCUAACAUGGAGCUGGACCUGCUUCUGCAGUGUGUGGAGCGAGCUCUGGUUCUGGACGACAGAGUCAGUCGCUUCACCGUGCAGCUGACCGACCGGCCCGGAGACAUGGCCAAACUCCUGGACCUGCUGGCCCGAGAGGACGUCAGGUUGCUGGAUGUUUGUCACAGACGCUACAGUGAUAAAGCCGAGCUCUUCAAAACACAGGUGGAGUGUGUCGUACAAGUGAGGGAUAAAAGUCAGAACUCACAGCUGCGCCGGACGCUCUCAGACCGAUACCCUUCACUGCACUGGCUGGAGCGGUGAUCACACACACACACACACACACACACACACACACACACACACACACACACACACACACACACACACACACACACACACACACACACACUCACUCACACACACUCACACACACACACACACACACUAAAUGACUUAAGACAUAAAGUCUUUCUUUCUGAAAACUUAAACAAAAUUAAGUGAUUUCAUGCAAACAAACAAAAAUAUCUGUAGGUCAGAACAAUAAACUUGUUUUCCUUUUGAACGGAGUUUCUUUUUCUUUCCACAUUGGCAGAUCCUUCAUGUCUUAAGUCAUUUUCUAUAUUGAUUUCAGAGUGUUAAGAUAUUUCUGUUGUUUGAAUAAGCACCCAGACCGAGCGUCUAGAAGACAAGACAACGUGACUGAAAUACUCUCAGUGAUGCACAUGAAGCACUGAAGAUCUAAACCUGUUGAGCCACGACAGUACAUGUCUCUCCAGAUAUAAUUGAUUCAUUAUUAUUGGUCGAUCAAGAAUGUCUGUCUUUAUGGGAGGAGGGCUGUUGUAUAUAACUUUAUUUACUGAACUCAAUGAAUGUGUGAUUGAAUCUAGCUGUUUUGACGUCUGCUGUAUUUGGCUUAUGAAUAUAAAGCUCAUCCUGUAUAUAA
Molecule: messenger RNA, 2737 nt
Organism: Carassius gibelio (silver crucian carp)
Lineage: Eukaryota; Metazoa; Chordata; Actinopteri; Cypriniformes; Cyprinidae
Product: L-threonine ammonia-lyase
Exons: 11
Coding region: 1-2115 (704 amino acids)
Biological process (GO): L-threonine catabolic process; L-serine catabolic process
Molecular function (GO): threonine deaminase activity; L-serine ammonia-lyase activity
Source: RefSeq, a predicted model, not a curated record